ACACGACUGGGUACCAUCAUCUUCACCAUCAUCCUCACCAUCAUCGUUAUUAGUUUUUCAUACACAAACCAGCCAGCAAGCGUUGCGUAGGGGAGGGGGCUGCAAAGCAACUCGUCUUUCCCACCCAUCAUCAAGUGGCGGUGGCGAGGCCCAAACUGAACAUUGCUGCUACCUUUAAUCCCCCACCUAACGCCGUGUGUGCAACAUCCAGCUAGGAUUAGCGAAUUUCAUACGCGACUCCGUACAGGCCGUCACACUCAGAGUGUAUGAUCUCGGUGAAGUGAGUGGAGCGUAGAACGUUUAAGGCGUCGAGAAAUUUGGACUUAGAUUCUCCAGCUCCGGAUACUGGGAGAGAGGUUUCGUUCAGUUCAGUGCCGGACGCACGAUCCUUAAGAUCGGAUCAGCUUAGUAGUUUCGCGGGUUCCUUGAGUGUCACCGAGUGAGCUGAGUAUAUCCACCACGGAACGAUCGAGUGAUCCAUCCUUUACGUACGCAUUUCGUUUGAUCCAGUACCGUACCCAGCCGGAGACAAACCCAAUCGAUCCCCACCCUGUUCGAUUGGUCGUCUAUUUCGUUAUUGUGCAAGAACGGCCAUCAUCAUCUGAAUGGUCCCCCGAAUGCAGCAAGUUGCUAAUUUUCAGUGCCUAGUUUCCCACAAAACCGUGCCGUGCCGUGUGUGUGCGCCAUGUGCUGCAGAAAUAGUAGUGUGAAGGCGACGCACCGACUGGAUGGACAGUGAGGUGUAAUGAAAGUGCGUCCAACAAGUCAAAUUAUAGCUUCGAAGUAGGUCGAACAGUGUUUGGUGAAUUUAGUGUGCGAGUACCACCCGAUACCACCGCAUCAAACCACAUUCCGAUGAAACAGGUGACAAUCUGCACGAUCGAUAAUCGAUUGAAGGCAAGCUUUCGUCGAGAGUGAGUGAUCAAGUGUCCAAAUAGCGCCAAAAAUGUGCCAUAACCAUCCAAGUGGUUUGUCCGAGUGCUGUCGCCUUGCUCUCCUGCUGCUGUCAACGCUGCUCCUUCUAGUGGACGUUGUAACUACGCACGAAUUCACGAUUGGGCCCUGCCAGUUCCAGUACCUAGAACCGUGCACAUCCAAAACGAUUGCGUUCUACGUCUUCUCCAGCGAGCACCCGAAGGAUGGUCCGAUACUGCUCGACUCGAUCGAUCCACACGUGCCCGAGCAUAUCGCGCUCAACCAUACCAACAAGCUGAUCGUACACGGAUAUGGCGGAAGUAUCGAUUUUAACGCUACCAAAAUGAUCCGUAAAGCGUACUUGCGAAAACCGAACACGAACGUCUUCAUCGUCGAUUGGGGGAAACUGUCCCGGCUGCCCUGCUAUCCGACGGCCGCCUUCAACACGAAGCAGGCGGGCGAAUGUACGGCCACAUUCCUGAUCGGGCUGCAGGCGAACCAUCCGGAGUUUAGUACCCGUGAUCUGCACGCCAUCGGGUUCAGUCUCGGUGCGCACGUGCUGAGCUUCACCAGUAACGCGCUGGAGAAAUCGAUUGGCGUCAAGUUCCGCCGUAUCACAGGUCUCGAUCCAGCGCUGCCAUUCUUUGCCACGGCUCGUCCCCACUGGAAGCUGGACCAAAGCGAUGCCGACUUUGUCGAUGUGAUCCACACAAAUGCGGGCGUGUACGGGAAGAUCGAGGCGUGCGGACAUGUCGAUUUCUACAUGAACGGUGGCCAAAAUCAACCGGGCUGUGAAAAAGAUUCAAAUCAACCCCUAUGCAGCCACAAAAUGUCGGCCGCCUACUUUGCGGAAUCGAUCAACAGCAAGCAUGGCUUCUGGGCGACACGCUGCACCAGUUACUUUGCAUACUUUUUCGGCUUCUGUAAGUAUCGCGUCGAGCAGCAGCAGCAGCAGCAGCAACAGUCGUCGAUCGAAGAUAGCAGCCGGCAGGAAGAAACGACGCAACCUGGCGUGGCCCUCGGCGAAAACAACAAUGUGCACGAUAACAAUCGCAUACUGAUGGGCGAGUACUGUUCGAAUACCGAUAUUCGGUUCUAUCUGUUUACCCGGUCGAACCCCGAUGAUCGACAGUACAUCCACAUCGACGAGACCUGGGAGCAGUCCAACCUCAGCUCCUCCUACUUUAAUCCCUCCCAUCCGGUUAAGGUGAUCAUCCAUGGCUACAAUGCUGACAUGUUUCUGACACCACUGAUCAACAUGAAAGGAGAGUACCUUGCCCGUGCGAACUACAACCUGUUCUACGUCGAUUGGAGUGAUCUUGCCCAUGGACCCUGCUAUCCAUCAGCCGUACACAAUACGCGCCAUGUUGGCAAAUGCAUCGGUCAACUUGUGCAGCGGAUCAUCGAUGCCGGUACGGAUAACAUUCAUCUGGUUGGAUUUUCACUCGGUGCACAGGUGACGAACUACGUGUCCACAACGGUACGGCCGUUCCGAUUGAAACGCAUCACAGGCCUCGAUCCCGCAAUGCCACUGUUCAUUACGGCCGCUGCGGACGAUAAGCUGGACCCUUCCGAUGCGGAGUUUGUGGAUGUGAUCCAUACCAACGCGCUGGUGCAGGGAAAGAUAGAACGCUGUGGGCAUGUGGACUUUUACAUAAAUGGAGGAAUUCUUCAGCCAGGCUGUUGGAGCUCGGGGCAAAAUCCAAUGGCUUGCAGUCAUCACCGGGCACCGGAUUACUAUGCCGAAUCGAUCCGCAGUCUGACCGGGUUUUGGGGCUGGAGCUGUCAAAGUUACGUGUAUUACCUGCUUGGCUUCUGCCCACAGAACAACCUGCAAGUUAUCGCCGGUGAAGAUUGUCCGUCCGGUACGGAAGGCAUGUUUCUCAUAACGACCAACGCGGCUUCACCGUUUGCGAUUGGCCGUUGGGCUGGAUUCAGCAUUCCUCAGAAGAAAGAUUCGGUGCUACACAAGCACGGACUAAACCGAGAUCCGUUCAUCAGCGAUAUCGAUCAGUGGGGAAAGCUGGAAAGCUCCUUCAACAACGUGGAUCACUUUCCGACACCAUACUCGCAGGAUCCAAACCACGCACAGGAUGAUGACGAGUGGCCAUACUUUAAUCACGUCGGUACCAAGGACCUCACGAAGGAACAUAUCAGGAAAAUUCUCGAACAAGACAAAUCACGCUACGGAGGUGGUGAUCAUGGACCGAUCGCUUCAAGCACACUAGCUACUACGGUCCCUACUACGGUGGCGUCACCUAGCGAUAACGAUAUCGACGAUGCGUUCUACCUGCAGGACUUGCGCCGCCGAUUACAGCAGAAGGAAGCGAGCGUAAUGCAAAACUACGCCAUGCCAAUGUUCAACGCGCACUAGUGCAGUUGUGCGGACCUGGUCGCCACCGUGUCUGAUUGUGGUGCACAACACUCCAUCGAUUUUACCAGAAGCAGCAGCAGUAGCGAGCAGUUCCCAAUGCAAACACGUCAUCUUUAUCUAAUUAAUGAGUCUCACACGUUCUGUGUAGCGCGGUGUGUAGAAAGUAAGCUAUGUAGACCAGAGGGUGUAGAAACAGGAACCGGUUCUUGGGACGGUAAACAGGAAACACAAUUAACUACACCCGUUCACCCUCCAGAACACCCCCCACCCCCCCAAAAAAGGCCCCAAUUCCAUUUGCCAUCGCCUUAGCUCAUUGUCAUUCGGUAGUCCAAUGUAAGAGACAGGUGUUAUUUUGUUAUACAUUUUCUUACCCCGAUAACUCCGUGCUUUAUGGAAAACGCGUUCAGGC
Anopheles stephensi (Asian malaria mosquito) is the source of this 3698-nucleotide messenger RNA. RefSeq lists its product as uncharacterized. NCBI's taxonomy places the organism in Eukaryota, Metazoa, Arthropoda, Insecta, Diptera, Culicidae. Gene Ontology annotation, molecular function: lipase activity. Gene Ontology annotation, biological process: lipid metabolic process. The record is from RefSeq and is a predicted model, not a curated record. The coding region runs from base 947 to 3289 and encodes 780 amino acids. The transcript has 7 exons.